GGAGGUCGUUCUGCCACCGACAUGAACGGCGGAGAGAAUGCCUCUCGACGCAAGGUGGCACCCCCGCGGCCUGCUCUCAUAACCCCGUCCGCCUCGCCUCCCCCUAGCUCGCGUCCACUCUCGCUGGGCUGGUCCAACAUCUCCGCAGAUCGGCCACCACCCACAAAGCGACGACGACUCGGCUCGACGCCCUCUAGUCCCUUUUCUGUCUCUACCCCUACCUCGUCUAGUGUGGGCCCUAGCGAUGACAUACACGAAAGCAGAAAAGCGGCUUCGCAGCGUCUGCUGAAUACUUGGGCUGGUCUGGCGGAGCGGUACAACCGUCCGCUCGACGAAGACGAUAUCAUCGACUUGCGCGAUGGGAGCAUCAUCAAGGACCGCGGUGUGCUUCGCAAAGUGGCGAAGAAGUUUGAGAUGGGCUGCUUCGCAGGCGACGACGUUCCCUCCGACACGAACGACGCGAGCAGCGACUAUGGCGGGGUACACACGGACGACGACGUGGACGAGUUGGACGCGUUCGCACCGGGUGCUGAUAUCUCAGGUGAGCUGGAGCUCGAGAGGGAGAAGCGUCAGGUACCUCCGGUGCAGGCGAGGAACCCUGCAGACGCGGAAGAUCUGCGCGAGUUCUUGGAAGCGGAACGACUCCGGAGGGAGCAGUACGGCGAAGAGGAGGACGAGGACGAGGUCAUUCAGCUGAUGUCUCUUGAACGCACUCCUAGUUCACGUAGCAGCUCGGAAUGGCGGGAUUCGUCCGUUCGUGAUGAGCCAGAACUCGAGGAUAAUGACAGUAGGGUCUCCGAAGACGAGAAGGACGACCUUCACGACGUACCCAAACGACCUCCGUCGCCGCCGUCUACUAGGACACUCGCAGAGGACGACGAGUCCGAGGAUGAGUUCGCCACCUGGGACUUUGACACCACUACCCCCGUUCAACCUGCGAAGCCACCACCGCGACCACCGCGACCUCGUACACCUGACGAUGUGAUCGACCUCACCGAUUCGCCUGAAUCUUCUCCGUCGCGUGCUCCAGCCUCCCGUGGACGUUCCAGAGUGCCCGCUCCUUUGGCGAGCAAGCAGACCGAGCCUGCGCGAGCGAAGAGUGUACCAAGAGGGAGGUCAAGAACUCGUGCCACGCCGAACACCUCCGUUGGUUCAACGAAGGCUCACACCCCCGCAAAGGCUCCUGCUCAGUCGAAGACCGCUGCUCGUAGGAAUGGCAGUAUGCCCCCGCCUCCUGUGCCCCAGCGCGCCAUUGAGCAACUUGUUACUCCCCCGCCAUCCUCCUCCUCAGCCAUCGACAGCACGCCAGAAAGUACUGUCGCCUACACUACAAAGAGCCCUACCCCUUCUCCCUCUCCCUCGCCGCCUCCACCGCCUAAAACAAGGCCUCAACCUCGACCCCGAUAUAAAGGCGCUUUGUUAGCGUCUGGAGGCACAGUCCCCAAGAGUUCUCAGGCCUCACCCAGUGUGCAAAAUGUGGAGGCUGUCACCCCGAAGGCCCCCAGGUUCAAGCUCGUACCAGAAGUAGUGAUCACCUCGCGACCGCGUUCCGUAAAGUUUCCCUCACGAGCUCCCUCUCCACCACCCGAUACACAAGAACACACGGCUGACGCAGGUGGAUCGCACGUUCGGGCUGAAGUGUCCCGGAAGGGUAAGGCCAAAGAGACGAGCGAUCCUCGUCAGAACAUCGCGAACGAGACCGAUCGUAGGCACACGCAAUCAUCGACGAAAUCUGCGAGUCUACCCAAUGUACCGAUCACGAAAAGGGCCGUUACCCUCGAUGCUAAUCAAGAGGAAUCUGACUCCGAGGUCCCAUCACCGCCUCCGCUACCGAAGGUGCGCAAGCGAAAGCGUGUUUUGUCGUCAUUGUCUCUAUCAGAGACGUCCGACAAAGACGAUCCCUUUCCGAUGGUCACACCGAUCGUACCCUCUCGACCACGACUCCAGGAUGGACCCGGGCCGUCGUCACGCCGUCGUACACCAAAGCCGGUGCGUAAGCCAUCGCCACGGAUUGACGACGACGAUAGCGACGAUGCUGCACUGGAACCCCCGCCGCCUCCGCCGCCACCACGCGCCCGUACACCGCAUAGGCCUCUGCCACAGACGACCGGGUACUAUGGAGCCCCUCCACCAUUAUCCCACACACCCCGACAUCACGACUCUUACGCUCCGUAUUCGCCUGCUGGUGGUCAUGACCCUGAAGCACAGAUGAGGUUCGCGCAGGCAGCGCAUUAUUUAUCAUAUAUUAUGAGCGCGGCGGCAAGUCUGCCGCCUCCAACCGGAUACCCGCCCUUACCCUUCCCGAGCCAGGCGCCGCCAUGGCCACCAUGGACCCCGGCCCACCGAUCACAUCGAACGCCGCGGGAUCGACGGUCAGACACAUCGUCGCCAGGCGCGGGCCCGUCAGGGUCGGCGUCAUACCACACUCCGUCACAUCCACACCCGUACCCGUUCACCUUUGACCCGUCCUACUCGAGCGCCUCACUGCCGCCUUCGUCGCCUCCUGCGUCGUCGGAACCGUCGUCUCCGAUGGAGCGCUCGUCAUCGCUUGCGAGAGGCCGCAGCAAGUCGCGAGGCAGGCGAGUGUCCUUCAAGCUCAACGGCGACGAGAGACCUGUCCUUCCGUCUCCUCCCCGCGCCAGUAACGACGACGAGGAGUCGGACGGCGAGAGGACGGUCGCGUCUCGCAGGAGCCAGGGCCGUGACACUGCGACGAAUGAUCGGCCCACGGUCGCUCGGAAAGCGAAGAGCGGGGUGUCCGGCCGUGCAAACACACCAGCUGUGAGGGCCGAUAAAGGGAAGACGAGAGCUGACCCUGUGGAGGACUCCGAGGAUCCCGAUAGCGACCGCGGCCGGAGAGAGCGCGGUCGCACGCCCGGCCCUCCCCCGCACCGAGGGCGAAGCGCAGCGGGACGUGCCGCUGGGAGAAAGACGUGAGGGUGUGUAUGUCGCUCGUGGAUGCGCGCAGUGGUCGCGGCCUGGUAUGGCGAGUAUGUGUUUGAUGGGUAGUUUAGUGUAGACUGCAGUGUACUACGAUCACACAGCGGGGGAUCGAGGGAGAAUGAAUGACAUUGAUCGGCUGUGCGCGGAUGGUCGAGAUAGGC
Messenger RNA from Rhodofomes roseus, 3104 nucleotides. RefSeq lists its product as uncharacterized. Lineage: Eukaryota; Fungi; Basidiomycota; Agaricomycetes; Polyporales; Fomitopsidaceae. Bases 22 to 2937 code for a protein of 971 amino acids. Gene Ontology annotation, cellular component: nucleus. The record is from RefSeq and is a predicted model, not a curated record. The transcript is spliced from 2 exons. Gene Ontology annotation, molecular function: protein heterodimerization activity; histone binding.